UGUCUCGUAUUUCACUUGAGAAAAAAUAAGUGGAGCCAUGGCGUCGACACCUUGCCUAGUGUUUGUAUUGUGUCUGAGUUUAAUUUCGCUAGUUGAAGGUGAUGACUGCUUGCCCUACUUUGACUCCAACUCUGGACAUCACUCCAGCAAAGACUGCCCAACCUUUCAGUUUUGCUGUGGCGACUGCGACGAGAGAUACUGUUGCUCCAACUCUCUCAGAAAGUUUGAUGACGAUGAUCAGAUGAAGUGUGUUUUUAGUGGCCCAAAUAACAUUGUCACGAUCACUAGCGGUGUGGUGACUUUGAUCAUCAUAAUCAUCCUGAUCAUCUCAUGCUGCGUCUGCCCCUGCUGUUGUCUGUACAAGAUGUGCCGAAAGCCCACACCGGUGGUGGCAACUACUACCCACACCACCACAGUGACGCAUGCGCCAUACCCCCAGCAGCCCAACUCAGCCCAGGCUUACCAGGGUGCUCAGUACCCAGGGUACCAGCCUGUGCCAGUGCAGCCAGGGUACGGGGGACAACCUGUGCCCACCGCACCCUAUCAGGGACAGCCAUACUCCCCAGCACAUUCGAGUCAGUUCUCCGGACCUCCCCCUCCAUACCAAGAGCCUGGACCAGGAUAUCCUUCAGCCCCAGCACCAUAUAGCCAAGCAGCAUUUGAUGCAGGACAUCCAGCCUACCCUCUCCACCCCCCGGUACAGCCAGGAUACCCCCCACAACCAGGAUACCCCCCACAGCCACCAACACAGCCUGAUUAUAAUUCCGCCCAGCCUGCCUACAACCCAGCCUUUGUGGAGCCCCCAAAGACUGGAUACUAACUACAACAGCAGCAACUGACAGCUCUGCUCUUUAUUGUUGGUUACACUGGCUCAAACAAUUCAGUGAUGCAGCCCAGUCAGGGGGGUUUCAUGAUCAUUUAGACUUUUUUUGUAAUUGGCCCAAAUUGGCAAUUGCGUUGGAUGCAUGCACAUUUGCAAAUACACAUUUAAAAAAAAAACCCAUGCAUGAAACUUCCAAUAUAGUAUACAUCUUCUCCUUGAUCCGUAAAUUCAAUAAUUCUUUCCUCUGUGCUCAGAAUUGUGGAAUGUCUUUAUAUUUCACACACUGCCUAUAUUAAGUGUUCUUUUCUUGUGAUUCAUGUAUGUUGUCCUUUAGCUGGUUUAAAACUAACAUCAAAAGGGAAUAUGUACUGGAGUAGUCUUCAAUCACAGUCCAUGCUGUCAGUAAAUAUAAAUUUGGAUAAACUAGUUUGUCUAGAAUAAUGUUCCUUUAUAAGUGAAAUGUUUUAAUUAUGUAAGUUCACAGAAGUAGGAUUUAUACAGUGUUAAGGAAAUGAAGUCCUUUUGGGUAAAGUGUUGAGUAUUAUACGUGCAUGUGGUUAAGUUCCUGUGUGUUGCUUGUGAAAAGUCUGUGAAUAGACGCAUGCAGUAGAGGGUGUGGAAGUGGCUUGGCGACAACCUUGAUUUACUGUUGUGUGAACGAGUGCAAGGCUGUUUUGGAUGAUGAAACAAAUGCAGAGGCCUUGCUGUUGCAGGAUCCGUUUCCUCUUCUAC
Messenger RNA from Megalops cyprinoides (Indo-Pacific tarpon), 1555 nucleotides. RefSeq lists its product as uncharacterized. The transcript has 5 exons. The record is from RefSeq and is a predicted model, not a curated record. Lineage: Eukaryota; Metazoa; Chordata; Actinopteri; Elopiformes; Megalopidae. The coding region runs from base 38 to 820 and encodes 260 amino acids.